Messenger RNA from Corylus avellana, 1156 nucleotides. RefSeq names its product toll/interleukin-1 receptor-like protein. Lineage: Eukaryota; Viridiplantae; Streptophyta; Magnoliopsida; Fagales; Betulaceae. Gene Ontology annotation, biological process: signal transduction. The record is from RefSeq and is a predicted model, not a curated record.
UUUAAGUAGUUCUAGAUGCAAAUAUCCCUACAGAGAGGAUGAGUUCUUCCAUGGCCUUCCAAGGAGCCUCUUCCUCUUCUUCUUCCACCCGUCCAUUGACAUAUGAUGUGUUCUUGAGUUUUAGAGGCGAAGAUACUCGUCAAAAUUUUACUGCCCAUCUAUAUCAUGCUUUGCAUCUAAAAGGAUUCAAGACUUUCAUAGAUGAUGAGCAGCUUAGAAGUGGAGAGGAAAUUCCUUCAACACUUCUCAAAGCCAUUGAACAGUCAAGGAUUUCAAUAGUUGUAUUCUCUCUAAACUAUGCAUCAUCCGGAUGGUGCUUAAAUGAGCUACUGAAGAUCAUUGAAACAAAGGGACAAACGGUUAUACCAGUGUUUUACAAUGUGGACCCUUCGGAUGUAAGAAAUCAAAAGAACAGUUAUGACUUAUCUAGACAUAAAGAAAGGUUCAAAGAUGACACGAAGGUGCAGAGCUGGAAGGCAGCCCUAACCAAAGUGGCCAAUUUUUCUGGGAGGCAUUCAAAGAAGUCGAGGAAUGAAGCUAAAUUCAUUGACAAAAUCGUUCGAGAUGUCUCAAGAAUCGUGAAACGUGUUACCAAUCAUCCAAAAAAAGACAAAAUCGUUAAGAAUGUCUCAAGAAUUGUGAACCACACAUAUUUACACAUUUCCAAUCAUCCAAAAAAAGAAGAAGAAUUUGAAGAAGAAGAAUCUGAAGAAGAAGAAGAAUUUGGAGGAGAAGAAGAAGAAGAAGAAGAAGAAUUUGAAGAAGAAGAAGAAUCUGAAGAAGAAGAAGAAGAAGAAGAAGAAGAAGAAUCUGAAGAAGAAGAAUCCGAAGAAGAAGAAGAAUCUGAAGAAGAAGAAGAAGAAGAAGAAGAAGAAUAUGAAGAAUAUGAAGAUGAAGAAGAAGAAUCUGGAUAACCUUUGGAACAUGGUGUGAUGGUGAUCACUCACUUUGGAAUAUUUUAGUAAAAUAAAAUUACCUAUUUUGAAAAUCUGAAAAUGAAAAGAAACAUUAAAAGAGGAUAGAUGGAAUGCAAGUUUGUUUCCGUUUUACAAAGUACUAUAUAUAUAAUUCUAGCAAGUGAUAAAAUAUAGAGAAAUUUAUGCUUUGAUUUUGUUGGCACACUACUAAUUCAUUACCUUACUAGGGAACAAACAAA